UGGAGCAUAGUUUAGGGUCUUAUCAUGGACAGAGCAAUUUCUAUGACAAAUCAGUUGGUAUGUAUAGCCAGCAGGAGCCUAAUCGCACGCAUGAAGGUGUAAGGAGCUAUCCGAGUAGCUCUACAAAGGAAAAACCUAAGAAUAAGCAAUUAUUUAUAAAUAGCGACAGUGUUGAAGGAAUGAGCAAUGGAUUUGUAAAAUAAAAAGACUAUGAAACCUAUUAGGAAUCUCAAGACGGUUCAAUUCACUAUAAAGAUCAACAGAGAAAAUAAUGAAACUAGGCUCUUCUCCAUUUUUAGCUGAGAUACUUCAGAAGAAGCUGCUAAAAAACUAGCUACUAAUUUAAAACUUGAAGAUUUCCACAUUCCAUACUGGGCUGCAUAUAUUGAAGAACGACGACUAGACUUAGGAAUUAAAAAUUAUGGACCGAACAGCCCAGACCGGGGAUAUAAUAAUUACGGAGAUUCUGGGCAGAAAAGCAAAAGCACCACUCCUCCACUAGGCAAGGGAGAUCGGAACAACAACUAUAAGAACUCUAGAGGAAAGCCAGGCAAAAAGAAAUGGGAUGAUAAUAAAGGCAACAAGGAUCAUCGGAAAAAUUCAGGCGUUCCUCAAAACGAAGGUGAAGAAGCCAAAGGACCUCCUAAGAAUAAUGAUAAGGCAAGAAAUAAUAAGUAUAAACCAAAGGGGAACAAAUAAAAACCAUAAGAAUUCUAAUAAUUUUGAGGAGGAGAAGUCCAGUAAGGUAGGUGAGAAGACUUCUCACCAAAGGCCUCCGAAUACUAAGUCAAAUAAUAAAAAUACUGAUGAUUCAGGUAAUAAUAAGCCAAAAAGCAAGAAUAAUGAUAAGAGUAACACUAAGGCUCAUGAGGGUAAGCAGAAAGCAGACAAGCAAAAUAAAUAGCGGAGGUUAUUAAGACAAGCAAGACCAGAGAUAGGAAAGGCAGACUUGUUUGUAACUUGUAUUCUUAUAUAAUAUUGAUAUACC
Molecule: messenger RNA, 988 nt
Organism: Moneuplotes crassus
Lineage: Eukaryota; Ciliophora; Spirotrichea; Euplotida; Euplotidae
Source: the annotation of a GenBank genome assembly